AUGCGCGGGGCGCUGCGGGAGCUGUGCGCGCUGGCGGCCGCGCUGGGCGGGUGGGUGUCGGCGCUGGCGGCCGCCGCUCUGCCGCAGUGGAGGCAGAGCUCGUACGCGGGGGACGCGAUCAUCACGGCCGUGGGGCUGCACGAGGGGCUGUGGAUGAGCUGCGCGGCGCAGAGCACCGGGCAGGUCCAGUGCCGCCUCCACGACUCGCUGCUGUCCCUCGACGUUCAUAUCCAGACAUCUCGGGCUCUCAUGGUGAUUUCUCUCCUCCUGGGCUUCUUUGGCAUCAUUGUGAGUGUGGUGGGCAUGAAAUGCACCAAAGUUGGUGAAGAAGAUCCCGUCACCAAGAGCCGCGUCGCAGUUGCUGGAGGAGCCCUCUUCAUCCUCUCUGGUCUGUGCACGUUGGUUGCUGUGUCCCUGUAUGCCACACAGGUGACCCACGAGUUCUUCAGAGAGAGCACCAUCCCCAUCAACGCCAGGUAUGAGUUCGGGUCGGCUCUGUUCAUCGGCUGGGCAGCCGCCGGCCUCACCUUGCUGGGGGGAUCCCUGCUGUGCUGCUCCUGGCCCGUGGAGGAGCGGCGUGGGCAGCAGUACCAGCGGCAGCCACAGCCCCCCACGGCUCGGGAGUACGUCUGAGGCCUGAGCCUGCCCUCCCAGCAGCACCCCAGCACUCCCCCUGACUGCU
Colius striatus (speckled mousebird) is the source of this 682-nucleotide messenger RNA. RefSeq names its product claudin 19 (gene CLDN19). Gene Ontology annotation, molecular function: structural molecule activity. The record is from RefSeq and is a predicted model, not a curated record. Gene Ontology annotation, biological process: bicellular tight junction assembly; cell adhesion. Gene Ontology annotation, cellular component: bicellular tight junction; plasma membrane. Bases 1 to 633 code for a protein of 210 amino acids. NCBI's taxonomy places the organism in Eukaryota, Metazoa, Chordata, Aves, Coliiformes, Coliidae. The transcript is spliced from 4 exons.